AUGCUAACAUUCCCACCUCCGAACCUAGUCAUGCUAUCAUUCCUACAUGCUAACCUUCCCUCUUCCCACCCUAGUCAUGCUACCCUUCCUACUUCCAAACCUAGUCAUGCUAACCUUCCUACCUCCCACCCUAGUCAUGCUACCGUUCCUAGCUCCAACCCUAGUCAUGCUAACCUUCCUAGCUCCCACCCUAGUCAUGCUACCCUUCCCUCUUCCCACCCUAGUCAUGCUACCCUUCCUAACUCCCACCCUAGUCAUGCUAACCUUCCUACCUCCCACCCUAGUCAUGCUACCCUUCCCUCUUCCCAUCCUAGUCAUGCUACCCUUCCUAGCUCCAACCCUAGUCAUGCUACCCUUCCUAGCUCCAACCCUAGUCAUGCUACCCUUCCUAGCUCCCACCCUAGUCAUGCUACCCUUCCUAGCUCCCACCCUAGUCAUGCUACCUUCCUAGCUCCCUAG
This is a messenger RNA of Ylistrum balloti, 459 nucleotides long. Its product is annotated as histidine-rich glycoprotein-like. The transcript has a single exon. Lineage: Eukaryota; Metazoa; Mollusca; Bivalvia; Pectinida; Pectinidae. The record is from RefSeq and is a predicted model, not a curated record. The coding region runs from base 1 to 459 and encodes 152 amino acids.